CGCAUGCGCAGUGUGGCCCUGAACGACUGAGUCAGCGUUGGGUUUUGCAGGUCAGGAUUGACAAUAAAGGUCUCAGAGGAGAGAACAGGUUUGCACCAGGUUUUGGGUAACGUCUGUGUGAAUAAGCGAGGAAGAUGAACGUGUUUGAUCGCAACGUUAACUUUGACGCUCUCUUUAAAUUCUCUCAGAUCUCACGCUCCACUCAGCAUCACCUGAAGAAUGUGUACGCUAGUCUGGCGCUGUGCAUGUUCGUGGCAGCGGCCGGCGCGUACGUUCACGUCGUCGUGCGCUUCUUUCAGGGUGGGCUGCUGUCUGUUCUGGGCUCUCUGGCCAUGAUGGCCUGGCUCAGCCUGACCCCUCACAGUCCCCAAACUGAGAAGAAGCGACUCGCUAUACUCGCUGGAUUUGCUUUCCUCACAGGGGUUGGACUCGGACCUGCAAUGGAUUACGUCAUCAGCAUCAACCCCAGCAUCAUCAUGACGGCUUUUCUGGGCACCGCAGUUAUCUUCAUCUGUUUCACUCUGAGUGCUCUGUACGCUCAGCGCAGGAGCUACCUCUUCCUGGGAGGUACCCUGAUGUCGGGACUCUCGAUCCUGCUGCUGGUUUCUGUGAUCAACAUGUUUGUCGGCUCAGUCGUGCUCCUGAAGGCUCAUAUGUACAUCGGUUUGGCCAUCAUGUGUGGAUUUGUUCUGUUUGAUACCCAGUUGAUUAUUGAGAAAGCAGAGAUGGGAGAUAAAGAUUAUAUCUGGCACAGUGUUGAUCUGUUCUUGGACUUUGUGACUAUCUUCAGAAAGCUCAUGAUCCUGCUGGCUAUGAAUGAGAAGGACAAAAAGAAAGAGAGGAAAUGAGCUCAGCUUUGUUUGAAAUAAAACCUGUGAGCUGAUUUUGCAUCGUGACUCUUUCCACCACUUCACUAUAAGUCUUAAUUUUAUGAAAGCUGAUAAAGGUUAUACUGCAGAAUAAUCCUGACUACAAUAUUCUGGAUUCAAAAACAAAUGUGGAAAAAAAAAAUUUGAAUUUAUUUUGGGGGGAAAAAUUAAUGUUAGUUUUUCUUUGACUUUGUGAAAUGUGAUGUUGAAUAAUAAAGAACAAACAGAUUUAACAAAAAAUUGUAAAUAUGUGAGAAAUUUGACUACAAAACUUGCAAUUACAGGUAAACCUUUUUAAAUUUAACAUUACUUUUAUAUAUCUUACAUUUUUUGUUUUCCAAGUCUCCCUUCUAAUAUAAAUUAAUAUUUCUUUCCUGCGUUUAUUCUUUGAAUUGUAAUAUUUGAAUUAUUAUUGUAUUUGAAUUAUUAUUGUAUUCAUUAUUAUUAUUUUAGCUGCUGUAGAUGCCAAAACUAUAAUGAUCUUUACUUUGAUGUUAAGAAGAUUAAUCAUGACUUCUGAUUGAGAUGUAGCUCCUGAUCUAGGCGUUUGAGUGCCGAGUUCUCUAUAUUUAAUGAUUCUUCUCUACUGCCAAUUUCUUUGCCAUAUUUUAGGAUAAACAAACAAUAAACUGUGAAUUAAAGUAAAGAAA
This is a messenger RNA of Trichomycterus rosablanca, 1519 nucleotides long. RefSeq names its product testis enhanced gene transcript (BAX inhibitor 1) (gene tmbim6). The record is from RefSeq and is a predicted model, not a curated record. Gene Ontology annotation, biological process: cellular response to unfolded protein; negative regulation of apoptotic signaling pathway; negative regulation of RNA splicing. Gene Ontology annotation, cellular component: mitochondrial membrane. The coding region runs from base 135 to 848 and encodes 237 amino acids. Lineage: Eukaryota; Metazoa; Chordata; Actinopteri; Siluriformes; Trichomycteridae. Gene Ontology annotation, molecular function: enzyme binding. The transcript has 10 exons.